GUCCGCGUUGAAUCAUUAUUAUGGGGUGCUGGUACGGCACUUGGGGAACUUCCUCCAUACUUUAUGGCUAGGGCAGCACGACUUAGUGGAGAUGAACCAGAUGACGAAGAGUAUAAAGAGUUCUUGCAACUGAUGCGCGCUGAAAAGGGUGGAGCUGACGAGCUAUCUUGGACUGAUCGUGGAAAGGCUUGGGUUGAACGAUUUAUCUCACGAGUUGGAUUUCCAGGAAUUCUGCUGUUUGCUUCGAUUCCAAACCCACUUUUUGAUCUAGCUGGUGAGUAUUCCUUUUCAAGAUUUAGCGAAUAUUUUUACUCAACUUUUGUUGGGACUGGGUCCACUGUUGCUGAAGCAUGUUGUAUUUAA
Messenger RNA from Strongylus vulgaris, 363 nucleotides. The record is from the annotation of a GenBank genome assembly. Lineage: Eukaryota; Metazoa; Nematoda; Chromadorea; Rhabditida; Strongylidae.